Messenger RNA from Diatraea saccharalis (sugarcane borer), 2818 nucleotides. The record is from the annotation of a GenBank genome assembly. NCBI's taxonomy places the organism in Eukaryota, Metazoa, Arthropoda, Insecta, Lepidoptera, Crambidae.
GGUGUUACUAAAAUAUAUUAAAAUAUUACGUGAAUUGGGCCGAAAAGUAGAAAAACACUUGUACAUUUUUGUCCAUAUAACAUUUUCUAUAAUUCCAAAUGGAUGAAGAGGGAGAGAAUAUUUUAUUAGAAGAUAAUUAUUAUCAAUUAUUAAAUGUAUCAAAGACGGCCACACCAGAGGAAAUAAAUAGUGCAUAUCGUCGAUUUUCGCGUAUGUUCCAUCCCGAUAAACACAGCACUGAUCCAAAUAAGCAAAAAUGGGCUGAACAAAUAUUCAACAAAAUUAAAGAAGCAUAUGAAGUAUUAUCAGAUUCACACAAGAGAGCUAUCUAUGAUACUCUAGGAAAACGAGGCUUGGAGGUAGAUGGUUGGGAAGUUAUUUUCCGCACGCGAACUCCUAGAGAAAUAAGAGAAGAAUAUGAAAGAUUAAAACGUGAAAGGGAGGAGCGACGAUUACAACAGAGUGCAAAUCCUCGGGGAACAAUUACUUUGUCCGUUAAUGCUACUGAUCUUUUUAUGAAAUAUUAUGAUGAAUAUGAAAUUAUGGAAGAAACUACUAUCAUACCAAGCAUUGAAGUGUCGGGCAUGACUAUACAACAAUCUAUUGAUGCACCCGUGACCCUGAGGAAUACUAUGACUCUUUCAGGGAAUAUUUCAACUCAGAAUGGGAUAGGAACUGGUUCUGUUAAUAUUUGUAAUCGUCACUUGAGUUCAGAAAAGGGUUGGACAGAAGUAGAAAUGGGGAUUGGAAAUGGCCCUCUUCUAGGUUUUAAAAUAUUCCGAACAUUGUCCCGAUUAAUGUUCUUGAACUGUGGCACUGUUUUGCAAUUCACACCCAGAGGAAUAUCACCAAGUCUAGUAUCAACUAUGGCUCUACAGUUAGAUACACAUUCUGUGGGCUACUUGACAUAUCGUGCGGGUGGACAAGGUGGUUCUUCCAUGACCUCUAUAUAUGUUCGUGAUUCUGAGAAAUACCACUCUAAUACAGCUGUCCAAAUUGGCAACCCACAUUCCUUCAUAUCCUUCAACAUAAUGAGAAAGCUACCCCAGCAUGAUAUGAAGCUGAGGUUAGCUUUGAAAUUCGGCACUUUUGGUGCUAUAGCUGAAUAUGGAGCCGAAAAAAAAGUUUCACAAAACAGCAGUGUCUCAGCUGCAGUCAUGCUGGGUGUUCCUAGUGGGGUAAUGCUCAAAUUAAAAUGGACAUGCUCGUCACAAACUGUAGUUGUACCCAUACAUUUAUGUGAGGAAGUGAUGCCUUCGCCUGUGUUCUACGCGACAGUCAUUCCUCUGGUGUCAUGGCUUGUGUUGAAGAAAUUAGUCCUCGAUCCCAUCGCUAGAGAAAGACAGGAGAGAGAACGCCAGAGGUCUAUGGAGGCAAACUUUGAAAGAUUGCAGGAAAUGCAGCGUCAAGCUAGAGCGACUAUCGAGCUGAUGAGAGAAACUUACUCUCGUAUCAGAAGCGAUGAGGAGAAGAAGAAGGGCUUAGUUAUUAUUAAAGCAGUCUAUGGCAAACUACCGUCAGGUGCUUCUAGUCAUGAGAUCGUCGCGGAACAAACCGGCGAUACAGUUUCAUCACCGGAGUCGCCGAGCUUAUACAGUGAAGUGAUUGAUGUCACUAUUCCUAUACAAUGUCUAGUGAAAGACUCGCGUCUAGAGCUCUUGGAGGCUAGCAAGUCUGAAUUGCCAGGCUUCUACGAUCCUUGCGUGGGCGAGGAUAAACACUUGACAAUUCAAUACAUGUUCCAUAAUAAUCUACAUAGUUGCACCGUAUCUGACGUGGAAGCUGUGAUUCUACCACGUAACAAUCAUAGAAUAAAGAAUCGUUCCUGAAAUUCAUCACAAAGGCGGGGUUUACUUCCACGACGCGAAAACGGCCACCACCUUAAAAAAUAGAUAGACGCCUUAACUGUCGAAUACUUUUCGAUAUAAUUGAUAUAGAGGAAUUCAGAAAACAGUUCUAACCUAGGCAGCUAGAACAUUCCAUUGUAUGAUGAACAUCAGUAAUUAAUUGGUCCUUCUAGACGAUACCUGUACCGUCAGCAAGAAACAUGGAGUGCGAAUCGAAUAAUAUCGAGAGAACGUCUAAUUUUCGUAUUCAAAAUUACAGUUCCCUUUUCUAUGUCAUACUAUGACCGUGCUAUUAACGUAUCAAGCACGAAAUAAACGUUCUAAUCGUAAAAAAACUUUUUUUGUUUUGAAUUAAGAAAAUAUAAAACAGAAAACUAGUCUAGUCUUUAUUCAAUACAAAGAAUAUGUUUUUAAACUAGUACGUUCCUAUUCCGGUCAUGGUAAGAUGCGUUAUAACGACUUUACUGCGGUAGGAAUGUAAAAUAACAGUAAGUACGAAAUAUGACAUGUGCUUGAAAUUUGAUCCGUACUAAGUAGUUUUCAUGCUAAGCUCAAUGUUGGAUGUUUAUAUAUUUAAAAUUACAAACUCAUUUGUGGGUAGUAGAAAAAAUUACUGCCUGGAAUUUCAAUUCUAAAAAUAUUAUAUACAAAAUUACAGUUAUAAUGUUAUAAAUUAUUUUAUGAUACAUUUAUUGUAAACAGUUAAUUUUAAUUUAGUAGGUGUUUUGUGAAAACUGAUAUAUAUAUAUGUACUGCCAUCAAUUAUUUGUGAAUUAUUUUAAUUAAUUAUGAAAUAUGUUUAUGCUGUUUUUCUAUUUUAUUUUGUUCUCGUAAAUUUAUAAAAAUCUAUAUGUAGUUGUCUAUAAAGAAUAUUGUUAUCAUUUGUGACUGGGCAUUAGAGAAAUAGUUAUUGGACCAUUCAAGAGAGUUAUGAAAAUGCUAGCAAUUGAAAUAAAACUAUAUUUGAAUUG